Haemonchus placei is the source of this 1260-nucleotide messenger RNA. Lineage: Eukaryota; Metazoa; Nematoda; Chromadorea; Rhabditida; Trichostrongylidae. The record is from the annotation of a GenBank genome assembly.
AUGACGCGAAGGUUUUCAACAUCGUUCGGCGAACCACUCAGUGAUGAAUCUCAACGAUACGUGAACGAAGUUCGCUCGAAAAUCACUCAACCGAUAAGUUCAACAUUCAAUACCGACUUCAACAUAUAUCGUUUCGUAAUGUCAGCUGAACGACUACAUAAGAAAGAAAAGGAUAUAGUUGAUGCGGCUGCAAAAGCUCUCAACAAUCAUCUUCGAAUACGUAAAGCUCUUGACCUUGAUAAUCAACCCGUGAGAGGUUACGAUGAGAAUCCGAUGUUUGCGAAGAAGUUGAUGCCAAGAGGAGAGAUUCUGAACGUGCACGAUGCCCACAAUCGUCUACUCUGGUAUAUUGAAUACGCCACAAUUACUGUAGAGAGCAUAGCACAUGCGAUACAAAGCUCUCAGGCAUGCAAAUAUCAAUUUUGGCAAUUUGAAAAUAUGCUACGCAAAGUCAUGGCACAGGAAGAGAAGACAGGUCGACUCAGUGCCAUACGACACAUCGUUGAUAUGAACGGCUACGAAAUCAACCCUUUCACCAUGGUCUUCGUCAGUAGCGGAACCCUGGCAUACUACUCGCAACUAUUCCACUAUGAAAAUUACCCAGAACUUGUGACUCCGGUCGACAUCGUCAACAUUGCAAGAUGGAUCCAUGUCCCUUACAAAAUCGCCAAAACAAUGAUGCCAGCAGGAUUUUCCGACAAAUUUCGCCUCCACGACAGUAACUUCCUAAAGGCUUUAACAGAAGAUAUCGACCUGAACAACAUACCAACCACCUUGGGUGGAAAUAAUGAGAGUAUUACUUGUGUUGGAGCGGAAAAGCUGCAACCAUGUGAUUAUUGGACACCAGAGAACCCUGAACUUUUACAUCAUCUAGAACACCUUCAUAUACCCGCAAAGAAGACUCGCUAUAUAACGUUGGAGAUCUCUGAGCCGAAAACGUUAUCGUGGUAUUUCCGAACGGACGGCGACAUCUACUUCGGAGUAUUUUUCGAGAGCAAGCAUGAAGCAAAAAAUGAACACUAUUUGGAUACUGAUUCUAUGGAUAUGAUUUAUCCAUGGCUGAAACUGAGCGCCAAACUAGUUCACGAAAAGGAUUCCGUAGACUGUCAGAAAAGCGGCAGGUAUCACAUCGUAUUCUGCAACAGACAUUCCUGGCUCUCCAGGCGAACAAUCGACCACUACAUACAUAUCACCGAUCAGGAAGGGAAUUCCGAACGAGUUCAUUCAGACGGCAAUUUGUCUACGGCUAUAUGCUGGUAA